GCAGCGCAGAAGUACUUGGCUAAUUUGCUUGGUUUGAUCAGCGCACCGCUGUAUAACGCUCGGGGCGAGGACAGCGCGGUCGCCCGCGGCGCUCGGUGCGCACCUAGCCUGCUCGCGAGAGAGCCUCCAGCUGAGCCGACUCCUGCAGCUGUGGGGCCGCAGGUGCCCCACGUGGCCGCUGCCCCGGGGUGCCCCUCCCACGGGUGCGCAGCGCCCCCUGGCCGGAGUCGAGCCCACGCCGGCCGGCAGACCGCCUCGGCUCCGCGCACUCCUCGCUGCGCCCCGCGGCGUGAGCCUCCCGCCACCAGUCGGCUCUGUGAGCGCCCCGCGCUCGCCUGGCAGCCGGGGCAAGGCCGGCGGCCGACCAGAUAGCGUGCGGAGGGAACCCGCCCUGCGCCCGCCACCGUGCCCGGAGCGCGGAGCCUGCGCCGCCCUGUGCAGCGCUGCGGGCUUUGUUCAACACUGUGCCACCUGAGCGCCGCCUUUCGGGAAGUCGGCGACCUUGGCGACCACACACCGGGCGCGCGCCUCCCUCUGGACUCCGCGCGAUCAGUGCCCCGAGAGCCGCCUAGGGUUGCGGGACACGGGACGCCCUCCCGCGGGAGCGCAGACCCCAGGAGCACAAGACGACGCAGUUCUCUGUCAACAUGCCCUCUUUCCUGCCGCUGGGGGCCAUCUGGAUCUUCCUGUUUUCCAGAGUGCCCCCAUCCCUGCCUCUUCAGGAAGUCCAUGCGAGCAGAGAGACCAUUGGGAAGAUUGCAGCUGCCAGUAAAAUGAUGUGGUGCUCAGCCGCCAUGGACGUCCUCUUUCUGUUCGAUGGCUCUCACAGUAUUGGGAAAGGGAGCUUUGAAAGGUCCAAGCACUUCGCCAUCACCGUCUGUGAUGCUCUGGACAUCAGCCCUAAGAAGGUCCGAGUGGGGGCGGUCCAGUUUGGUUCUACUCCUCAUCCGGAAUUCUCUUUGGAUUCAUUCUCAACCGGACGGGAAGUGAAAGCACAAAUAAAGAGGAUGCUUUUCAAGGGAGGACGCACGGAGACCGGCCUUGCUCUGAAAUACCUUCUCCAGAGAGGGCUUCCUGGAGGCAGAAAUGGCUCUGUGCCCCAGAUACUCAUCAUUGUCACGGAUGGAAAAUCCCAGGGGCAGGUGGCGCUGCUGGCCAACCAGCUGAGGAAGAAAGGUGUCACCGUGUUCGCUGUGGGCGUUCGGUUUCCCAGGUGGGAGGAGCUGCACGCCCUGGCCAGCGAGCCCGCGGAGCAGCAUGUGCUGUCGGCUGAGCACGUGGAGGACGCCACCAACGGCCUCCUCAGCACCCUCAGCAGCUCUGCCCUCUGUAGCACCGCUGCUUCAGACUGCAGGGUCGAGGCUCACCCCUGUGAGCACAAGACACUGGAGACCAUUCGGGAACUGGCUGGCGCCGCCCCGUGCUGGAGAGGAGCCCCGCAGGCUGACACCGUGCUGGCCACACGCUGUCCCUUCUAUAGCUGGAAGAGAGUAUUUCUAAGCCACCCUGCCACCUGCUACAGGACCACUUGUCCAGGUCCUUGUGACUCCCAGCCCUGCCAGAAUGGAGGCACGUGCAUUCCAGAAGGCUUGGACAGGUACCACUGCCUCUGCCCACUGGCCUUCAGAGGGGACACCAACUGCGCCCAGACGCUGAGCCUGGAGUGUAGAAUCGACAUCCUCUUCCUGCUGGACAGCUCUGCCAGCACUGCCCUGGAGGGCUUCCUGCGGGCCAAGGCCUUUGUGAAGCGCUUUGUACAGGCUGUCCUGAGCGAGGACUCUCAGGCCCGUGUGGGAGUGGCCAGCUACAGCAGGGAGCUGGCCAUGGCUGUUCCUAUCGGCAAGUACCAGGACUUACCAGACCUGGUCAGGAGCCUCGAUGGCAUUGUAUUCAGCGGCGGCCCCACCCUCACGGGGAAAGCCUUGCAUUGGGUGGCAGAGCAUGGCUUUCGGACUGCCACCAGGACCAGCCACGACCGGCCACAAAGGGUGGUAGUCCUGCUCACCGAGUCAUACUCUCAGGAUGAGGUGGCAGGCCCAGCGCGUCACGUAAGAGGCCGCGAUCUCCUGCUGCUUGGCGUGGGCAGCGAGGAUGUGCAGGUGGAACUUGAGGAGAUCACCGGCAGCCCGGGGCAUGUGGUAAUCUACGCAGAACCCCAGGACCUGCUCAACAAAAUCCCCGAGCUGCAGGGGAAGCUGUGCGUCUGGCCACGGUCAGGCUGCCCAGCACAAUCAAUGGACCUGGUUUUCCUGUUGGACGCCUCUGCUGCAGUGGGGCCUGGGAACUUUGCUCAGAUGCAGAGCUUUGUGAGGAGCUGUACCCUCCAGUUUGAUGUGAACCCCGACGUGAUGCAGGUGGGCCUGGUGGUGUAUGGCCGCCGGGUACAGACAGCUUUCGGGCUGGACGCCCAUCUCACCCGCACAGCCGUGCUGCGCGCCAUGAGCCAGGCGCCCUUCCUGGGGGGCACGGGCUCAGCUGGCACGGCCUUACUGCACAUCUAUGACAAGGUGAUGACGGUCCAGAAGGGCGCCCGGCCUGGGGUCCCUAAGGCAGUGGUGAUGGUCACCGGUGGGAGGGGGGCAGAGGAUGCCGUUGUUCCUGCCCAGAAGCUGAGAAGCAAUGGCGUCUCCGUCUUGGUCGUGGGCGUGGGCCCGGUUCUGAGUGAUGCACUGAGGAGGCUCGCCGGUCCGCGGGACUCCCUGAUCCAUGUAGCCACUUACUCCAACCUGCCGUUCCACCAGGACAUGAUCAUCAAAUGGAUAUGUGGAGCAGCCAAGCAGCCAGUGAACCUCUGCAAACCCAGCCCAUGCAUGAACGAGGGCACCUGUGUCCUGCGGCGUGGGAGCUACCGCUGCGAGUGCCGCAGCGGCUGGGAGGGGCCCCACUGCGAGAACCGAGUCUUGAGAGGAGACACUCCCACGGCACGUGGGUCUCGUCAGGAUCCUGCCUGAGGGCUGCACCCCUGUGGCUCCCAGCAACUGCAGAGGCCUGGGCAUGCUGGGAGCUGAAAGGGCACUGCCUUGGGCAGAGUGCGUCUGCUGGGCCCUUGUGUGUCUGCGGCCUGCUCUGUGCACGGCCCUCCUUCCUGCCAGCCUCCUCUGGGCACAGGCGGCAGCACAUGGUUCUUGAGACAGCAGGAGCAGCUGGUGUCACCUACUGAGAGAUGCUGAAAAUGCUUCUUGCUGUGUGAGUAAACACUUUCUGUACCCAAGUGUACCUUGUCCAGGAUGCCACUUGCCCCUGAGGAUAAACAAGGAAUAAUGGAGAAUUCUGAUGGCUUGUGUUGGGCUCCCUUUUGGCAGACAAAAUUUUAUUGGGACAGAAAGCUCCAACACAAAGCAUUUAUGAGGCCAUCAUCUGGGCCACGGAGAAGUGUGGACUGUGUCGUGUCUCGAAAGAUCUCCAGUGUGCAUCUGCUUUAAUCUGGAAAGGGACUUACAUGGCCUUUGUGACUUCCAGUGACUGGAUCUGUGUGACAGACCUGAAAAGGUCUCAGUGCAUCUAGGCACUUGACCCGUUUGGUUGGUGCUGGGGGAGGGCUGAGCACAUAGGUCGCUCCGGCUGGAGGGGCCACCGUGACUGGUGUAGAGCUGGCACCAGCUCUUGGGAGCCGCUGAUCUUAGGUUCUUAUUGAAAAUUUUUUUCAGCUUUUAGCCGGGGCAAGGAGGAGUAGAAUCCUUAAAGCCAACAAGUAAAGGGUAAAGACAAUUGUAAGUUCUGUCUUUUUAAGCACAAAUGAUAUGCUAAUUCUUUUGGUUUGCUUUGCUUUUUAUGCCAAGUUUUAGAUGUUGGUUAUUUAGCAGAAGUAUUUAUACAUAUGCGGCAAGCAAGAUUGUGUGAAGUAUUUUCUGGACAGCUAAGUACUCACCCGUAUAGUGUAAGGGUAAGAAGGAGGUACUAUGUUAGUUGGUUGCUCUUGGUUACACUGUUUAAAGUUAGUUUUUCAGUAGAAGCCGCUGGAAUGUUCUGACAUAAAUCUAGAGACUUUCAUCAUGUUGUCUUUUUGAUACAAAUAUUUUAUUUUGUUGUUUUUAUAUGCAGAGGUUCAAGGCUGUCUUGACUUAAAUGGCACUUAGUUUUAAGACAUUCGGGAUUUCUGAUGCUAGAA
Molecule: messenger RNA, 4108 nt
Organism: Octodon degus (degu)
Lineage: Eukaryota; Metazoa; Chordata; Mammalia; Rodentia; Octodontidae
Gene: Vwa2
Product: von Willebrand factor A domain containing 2
Exons: 14
Coding region: 648-2951 (767 amino acids)
Molecular function (GO): calcium ion binding
Source: RefSeq, a predicted model, not a curated record